This is a messenger RNA of Capra hircus (goat), 1590 nucleotides long. RefSeq names its product actin related protein 2/3 complex subunit 4 (gene ARPC4). Gene Ontology annotation, molecular function: actin filament binding. Bases 174 to 680 code for a protein of 168 amino acids. Lineage: Eukaryota; Metazoa; Chordata; Mammalia; Artiodactyla; Bovidae. The transcript has 6 exons. Gene Ontology annotation, cellular component: actin cytoskeleton; Arp2/3 protein complex. The record is from RefSeq and is a predicted model, not a curated record. Gene Ontology annotation, biological process: Arp2/3 complex-mediated actin nucleation; actin filament polymerization.
GGAAAACUUACGAGGGACCAAAUGUUCUUAGCCUUCCCCUCCCCCGCUCGGAACACAGAUGGUACAGUCCGGACGUCCGGGCGGAGACUGCGGCUGCGCUUCUGGAGAAAGGGCUGGCGUCGCGGGGCGGGCCACUUCCGCACUUCCGCUUUCCGGCCCAGCCAGCGCCCGCGAUGACUGCCACUCUCCGCCCCUACCUGAGUGCCGUGCGGGCCACACUGCAGGCUGCCCUCUGCUUGGAGAAUUUCUCCUCCCAAGUCGUGGAACGACACAACAAGCCGGAAGUAGAAGUCAGGAGUAGCAAAGAGCUCCUGCUACAACCCGUGACCAUCAGCAGGAAUGAAAAGGAAAAGGUUCUGAUUGAAGGUUCCAUCAACUCUGUCAGGGUCAGCAUUGCUGUGAAACAGGCUGAUGAAAUCGAGAAGAUUCUGUGUCACAAGUUCAUGCGCUUCAUGAUGAUGCGAGCAGAGAACUUCUUUAUCCUCCGAAGGAAACCAGUGGAGGGGUAUGACAUCAGCUUUCUGAUCACCAACUUCCACACAGAGCAGAUGUAUAAGCACAAGUUGGUGGACUUUGUGAUCCACUUCAUGGAGGAAAUUGACAAAGAAAUUAGUGAGAUGAAGCUGUCUGUCAAUGCCCGUGCACGCAUUGUGGCUGAGGAGUUCCUCAAGAAUUUUUAAACCACCUGGCUGGAUCUCGUGGCCUUCCCCCUCAGGAUCCCCCGUGUCUCUGUGAAGUCGUCCUGGAGUUAACUUCCCGGAGCAGCAGCGGCGACGGCAGUGGCGGCAGCAGCGGAGGGGAGCUGGGUCAGGGUGGGCAUUAGAUGCGGGAGGGGGGUGGUGUGCUUGCUCGCUGGGCCACAAAGCAGCAGUGGACCUGCCCCGAGGCCACAUGUGCCUGGUCAGGCUGGCUUCUGAUGUACAGUCCCCUGAGCCGGGACAGAUUUUUUUUUUAACGUCUUGAAACUUAAAACUCUGUGCUUGUAGGAGACUGUAACCUUUUUGUCUUUUUUUUUUUUUUUUAAAAAAAAAAAAAAAACAAUCUCCACCUCCAGUGGCUGUGACUGGUCCCAGUGAUUGUACCUUAUUGGUCGCUGUGGGUCUGGGCGGGCCUGGAGCCAAAAGGCGACUACUGUUCCUCCCUGGAGCCAUCCCAGGUGGGGAGGGAGGGGGGUUUCAGACUUGUGUUCCUCUCCCUCGUCCUCCUAUCUCCUUAGGCUCAGUAGAAGCGGUGGGGACCCUCUACCAGCUUCCUGAGCCCUGUCUGCAGUUGGCCACCCAGCACUGGUUGGGGACAAGGGCUGAACUGGUGGCCACCAGCCACACCUAGGAGCCGGGGCCUGGAAGCUGGCAGCCUUCAGCCUCAGGGGCCACUUUGUGCCCUCCCAGCUGGGAGGGGUCGCUGUUUCGCCUUGUCUGUCAGUGCAGUGCCUGUGCUAGAGGUGGAGAGGUGAGUCCUCCAGAGCGUCCCUGCCAGGGCCUCCUGCCUGCUCUGGCUCCUCUGCUCCCUCGCUCGCUGUACCUUUUCUUAUUCUGGUGGAUCCUCCCUCCCCUAAUUAAAGUCUCUUUUUGCCCCUCUGGGGCUGCAUGA